Messenger RNA from Alosa alosa (allis shad), 4647 nucleotides. It is a transcript of the gene agtpbp1, whose product is annotated as ATP/GTP binding carboxypeptidase 1. Gene Ontology annotation, biological process: proteolysis; C-terminal protein deglutamylation; protein side chain deglutamylation. NCBI's taxonomy places the organism in Eukaryota, Metazoa, Chordata, Actinopteri, Clupeiformes, Clupeidae. The record is from RefSeq and is a predicted model, not a curated record. Gene Ontology annotation, molecular function: zinc ion binding; metallocarboxypeptidase activity.
GCAGACUGUGGUUUGUUGUCUCACGGUCUCACCUCAGUUCAGAGGUUGAGUGUAAAUAAUCGGGCGUUGCGUCCAAGACGAAUAGAAAUGUGGGACUGACACGCCCAAAUGGGACAACGUUUCUCAGCAUCGUAGGUGACAAACAGGCGAGUGGGUGUGGAGAUAUGAAUAAACCCAAAAUGUCUUCGGAGAAAGGUGUUCCCAGCAGCUCCAGGGUGCUGAUGUUGCUGGGCCAGCUAGAAAGAAUGAACGGAGAGGCCAUGCUGUCAGACGCAGAGAUCAGCCGGCAGAUCACCAGCAAGAUCUUGCACCUCAUCCAGACACAAGAGAAGACCAGGAAGGAGCUGACCACUAAGGGCUCUGGUGGAAUGGAGGUCAUCUUGGCCUCUUUGGAGAACACACGGGACCUGCAGACCAUCUUGAAUAUCCUGAACAUCUUGAAUGAACUGCUGAGUGUAGGUGGAGGCAGGAGGAUAGGAGUGUGUGUGAGUAAAGGUGGUACAGGUGUGCUACUGCAGCUGUUGAUCAGCUCCAGUAAGGAAUCUCCACCCAACGAGGAACUCAUGCUGCAUACUCAUUCACUGCUGGCCAAAAUAGGACCCAAAGAUAGGAAGUUUUGUGUGAAGGCUCGUCUGACCGGGGCUCUCAACGUGACAGUUAACCUCCUGAAGCAGAAUGUCCACAACCACAAGCUCCUGCUGCCAUGCCUACAAGUGCUGCGUGUCUACUCUGCCAACUCGGUGAAUGCAGUCUCAUUAGGAAAGAAUGGAGUUGUGGAGCUGAUGUUUAAAGUCAUUGGACCCUACAGCAAGAAGAACACCAGUGUCAUGAAAGUGGCGCUGGACACACUGGGAGCAUUGCUGAAAUCCAAGAUGAAUGCCCGGCGUGCCGUGGAGAGGGCUCAAGUUGCCACCCUGCUGGCCAUCUACCAGGACUGGCACAUAGCGAUGCACAAGCACGCCCUGCGGCUUCAUCACUAAAACAUUCUGGGAUGCCUGAAGAACGUGACCAACAGCAAGCUGGGCAGGAAGGCCUUCAUCGAGGCGGACGGCAUGAGAAUCCUCUACAACACGUCCACUGUACCACCGGUGCCACUCAACAAAUUAAUUAACCAAAAGCUCUACAGCCAGCCCCCCGGGGUGGAUGACGUGGUGGAUGAGAGUGACGAUAACGAGGACAUGGAGCCGGACACUGAGAACGACACCGAGAACGAAGAGGACGAGAAGGACAAGGGACAGAAUGAUGACAUUGAGACAGACAUUGCCAAGCUGCGGCCUAGGCAGGUGCAGACACGGCCCUUUGAUGAGCUGAGGGUGUACGAACGCUUCUUUCUGGAAUUUUCAGAGGACUUUCAGGAUUUCGACUUGACCAAUUCCAAGGCGGGUGUCGGCGUGACGCCAGCCCCGCCCCUCCCCAAACCCCCCAAGCCAGUCAUGGUCCCCACGGGCCAAGGCCCUCCCAAAGGUCACCCCGAGGCCGAGGCCGAGCCCGAGCCCUCUCGGCUGGAGAAGGGCGAUCCGCGGCAGCCGGCGCCCCUGGAGCUGGAGAACAUUAGCCUGAGCCCCGCGCCGGAGAAGCUGCUCCAGGGAGAGAGCCCCAGCCCCGGCCCUGCGGCCCCACACCAGAGCCCACUAACCCUGGGACAGACGGCCGCACCGCCACGGGCCCCCGAAGCCCUGGAGCUGGAGCUGAGCAGCAGCCUGAACCGGCUGGCCCUGGAUGGUGGUUGUGGUGGAGGAGGAGGGGGGGGCAGUGGCAGCAGUGGGACGGGCGGAGGCCCGGAGGACGGCGUGCUGGAGGUGCCCGACACGGCGGCGCUGCUGCCGCUGCACGACCCCGAGCUCUACGUGCAGAUGGCCAAGGGCACGCGCUCAGUGCCCAGCUACACGGAGGUGGCCUACCCAGACUACUGCGGACACCUGGCGCCCAGCACACCUGAGCCCAUCCUGGAGAGAGUGUACGGUGUACAGAGGACCAAGAUUUUUCAGGACAUUGAGCGUCUCAUCCACUCCAGUGACAUCCUGGAUAAAGUAGUUUAUGAUCUUGACCUACAGAGCUGUCCGGUCAUCGAUGAUGGAGAGACGCUCAAGUUCAACUCCCAGUUUGAGUCUGGGAACCUGCGGAAGGCUGUGCAAGUCAGGAAGUUCGAGUAUGAUUUAAUCCUGAACUCAGACAUCAACAGUAAUCACUACCAUCAGUGGUUCUACUUUGAAGUGAGCAGCAUGCGGGUGGGAACACCAUAUCGCUUCAACAUCAUCAACUGUGAGAAGGCUAACAGCCAGUUCAACUAUGGUAUGCAGGUGCUGAUGUACUCUGUACAGGAGGCCAUCAGUGGACGGCCACAGUGGGGAAGAACUGGCCAAGACAUCUGCUACUACAAGAACCAUUUCUCCAGGAGUUCAAUCGCAACGGGCGGGCAGAAAGGCAAAUCUUACUACACUAUGACCUUCACUGUGACCUUCCAACACAAGGAUGACGUCUGUUACUUUGCCUAUCAUUACCCCUAUACCUACUCCACACUAAAGAUGCACCUGCAGAAGCUGCAGGAGAAGUGUGGUGACGGUGUGUACCUGCGGGAGGACGUGCUGUGUGAGACGCUGGGAGGAAACCCCUGUCCUCUGCUCACCAUCACCGCCAUGCCUGACAGCACCAGUCCAACGCACCUCAACCACCUCCGGAGCCGUCCGGUGGUGUUCCUGUCGGCGCGUGUGCACCCGGGCGAGACCAACGCCAGCUGGGUAAUGAAAGGCACACUGGAGUUCCUGACGGGCAACUCCCCCCUGGCACACAGUCUCCGGGCCUGCUACCUCUUCAAGAUCAUCCCCAUGCUCAACCCAGACGGGGUCAUCAACGGCAGUCACCGCUGCUCUCUCAGUGGAGAGGACCUAAAUCGCCAGUGGCAGCAGCCCAACCCUGAGUUGCACCCCACCAUCUUCCAUGCCAAGGGCCUGCUGCAAUAUCUCAACGCCAUCCAGAGGGCACCACUGGUGUUCUGUGAUUACCAUGGCCACUCCCGUAAGAAGAAUGUCUUCAUGUAUGGCUGCAGUCUCAAGGAGACAGUCUGGCAGACAAACAUCAACGCCCCCUCAUGUGAACUACACGAAGACCUGGGCUACAGGGUGUGUGUGUGUGUGUGUGUGUGUGUGUGUGUGUGUGCGUGCGUGUGUGUACAGGGUUUGCAGAUAGGCACUCGUGAGUUGGAGGAGAUGGGGGCUCAGCUGUGUGUGGCACUGCUCCGACUGCACAGACUCACGUCGCCGCUGGAGCUGCACACACACUCUCACACACACACUCACCUGCUGGAGGCCGAGAACGAGCUCAUCGAGACGCACCGCUACCAUGUCAAUGUCACUACCAGCCCCACCACGUACGUGUUGGCCGAAGAUGAGCCGGUGCUGGAGGAGGUGGACUACAGCGCCGAGAGUGACACUGACCACGACCUUCAAGACCCCGCCGAGCCGCUGUCCGACUCCGAGCUCAACGAUAGGGACGCGCUCAGCUGAACGUCCCCUCAGCCCCAACCUGAGCAUUCGCACAUUAUACACCCAGACUUGCCAGGACACCAAAACCAAACCCGCCGAUACUCACGCUGUCUGGCCCGCACUCCUGACCACCAUCAUUGUCCAGUAGCCCGGUUUUAACCCGAACACUCACCUCACCUUACUGCUCAGCCUUACUGGAACUCAGACUCAUGUGAUAACCUGAACAGGCUUAUCUAGGUACCUGAACACCUGAGCACCUGUGUUACUUGAACACCUCUGUAUCACCAGGUCAACUGACCACUUUUGCCUCACCUUUGAACACCUGAAUGGCCCUGUUACCAUGACAGGAUAGAACAACACGUAACUAUGAAUCAACAGUAUUCCAAACCAUGCGCACACACCAACACAUAUAUACUCUUAGAGUAUGACUGUAUGCAUAUUACAGACUGCAUAUUAGACCUGCUGCAGAAUUACACAAGUAGAACAUGUAGGACAUGUCCACACACAUGAAAUACAAAGAACAUGAAUGUACUAUAAAGCCUUUCACCCUCCUCUAAAGCCUAUAGAAGUGUACCCAUGCACUAAGCCAGGUCGGUAGGGCUCUCCUGCCAAGUGUUUUUCCUGAUGGGUCUAUGCUACUUCAUGACAGUGAUUUGUGCACACAACACACACACACACACACACCUGUACUACUUUCUGUCUCUGCACCUAUCUUUGGGAGAUGAUGUCAUUGUAACAAUGUCCCCAUGGAGACGACAUGCCCGUGGAGAUAUUGUUGCUGUGGAGACGAUGUUCCAUUGGGAAAGGAUAUCUUUUUUUGUUUGUUUGUCUUUGUUUGUUUUAGCUGUAGAUAUUUUGGGUUGUUCUUGUACAGUAGUGCAUGGAUUCUCAAUGUUGCCUUUCUUAAUUUAUUUCUUUGUUUUAUUGAUUUUUGUGAUAAACCCCUGUGUCACCACGUCCAGUGAGAGUGUGAGAGUGACUGUAAAGUAAGCUAGCGUGCGUGUUUGUGGGAAACGAUUGUUGGAAGUGCCCAAAUAUUUGUGUGGAGAGUAAUACACAAAAUAAAAUGUGAUGUUAGCUUUGAUGGCGCUACGUAACAUGUGAACGACGUCAGUGGAAUUAUGGGAAAUAAAAGCAGGAGACUGCCUGGCCACUGCUCAGCCUC